CCCGCCUUCCCAGGAGCCACUGCGGCGGGGCGCAAAGAUGGCGGCGGCGGCGGCGCCGGCGGCGGCCGGACACCCCUGAAGUAGCAGCGAUGGAGCCUCCCCCGGCUCCGGGGCCGGAGCGGCUCUUUGACUCGCACAGGCUCCCGGGUGACGGCUUCCUGCUCCUCGCGCUGCUGCUCUACGCUCCCGUCGGGUUCUGCCUCCUGGUCCUGCGUCUGUUUCUUGGGAUCCACGUCUUCCUGGUCAGCUGCGCACUCCCAGACAGCGUCCUUCGCAGGUUCGUGGUGCGGACCAUGUGUGCGGUGCUGGGGCUCGUGGCCCGGCAAGAGGACUCCGGACUCCGAGAUCAACGCGUCAGGGUUCUCAUUUCCAAUCACGUUACACCUUUCGACCACAACAUUGUCAACCUGCUCACCAGCUGUAGCACCCCUCUACUCAAUAGUCCCCCCAGCUUUGUGUGCUGGUCUCGGGGCUUCAUGGAGAUGGAUGGGCGGGGGGAGUUGGUGGAGUCACUCAAGAGAUUCUGUGCUUCCACGAGGCUUCCCCCCACCCCUCUGCUGCUAUUCCCUGAGGAAGAGGCCACCAAUGGCCGGGAGGGGCUCCUGCGCUUCAGUUCCUGGCCAUUUUCUAUCCAGGAUGUGGUACAACCUCUUACUCUUCGAGUCCAGAGACCCCUUGUCUCUGUGACGGUGUCAGAUGCCUCCUGGGUCUCAGAACUGCUGUGGUCACUUUUCGUCCCUUUCACGGUGUAUCAAGUAAGGUGGCUCCAUCCUGUUCAUCGCCAACUUGGGGAGGGGAAUGAGGAGUUUGCCCUCCGUGUACAACAGCUGGUGGCCAAAGAAUUGGGCCAGACAGGGACACGGCUCACUCCAGCAGACAAAGCAGAGCACAUGAAGCGACAAAGACAUCCCAGAUUGCGCCCCCAGUCAGCCCAGUCUUUCCAUCCCUCCCCUGGCCCUUCUCCUGAUGUGCAGCUGGCAACUCUGGCUCAGAGAGUCAAGGAGGUUUUACCCCAUGUGCCACUGGGCGUCAUCCAGAGAGACCUGGCAAGGACUGGCUGUGUAGACUUGACCAUCACUAAUCUGCUUGAGGGAGCUGUAGCUUUCAUGCCUGAAGAUAUCACUGAGGGGACCCAGUCCCUUUCCACAACCUCUUCCCCCAAGUUUCCCAGCUCUGGCCCGGUGACCCCUCAGCCCACAGCCCUAACAUUUGCCAAGUCCUCUUGGGCCCGGCAGGAGAGCCUACAGGAACGCAAGCAGGCACUGUAUGAAUACGCAAGAAGGAGAUUCACAGAGAGGCAGGCCCAGGAGGCAGACUGAGCACAGGAUGGUACCCAGAGCCGCAGGACGGAGACUGGGGGCAGCCCUCACCCACCUCAUAACAGGCCGGAUGGGUGGGUGGUCAAAAGGGAGGGAUGGGGCUCCCCCCAUUAUCACAUUAAAUUCAGGGUUUUCACUCAAG
Talpa occidentalis (Iberian mole) is the source of this 1461-nucleotide messenger RNA. It is a transcript of the gene AUP1, whose product is annotated as AUP1 lipid droplet regulating VLDL assembly factor. Bases 90 to 1319 code for a protein of 409 amino acids. Gene Ontology annotation, molecular function: ubiquitin binding. The record is from RefSeq and is a predicted model, not a curated record. NCBI's taxonomy places the organism in Eukaryota, Metazoa, Chordata, Mammalia, Eulipotyphla, Talpidae. The transcript has 12 exons. Gene Ontology annotation, cellular component: membrane.